AUGAGAAGGAAGAAAAUAUUUGGAUGCUAUACAAACCAAACCAUAAAGUCUUGCUGCUGCAAAGACUGCGAGCAGAGUUUAAUGUAUUUAUUUAGUAGAUGAGAUGAUGGUAGCCUGAACUCUAAAACUGCUAGAGAAAUAAAAAUUGACUUAAAACUUCACAAAUAUGGAUUUUUGAAGCCGAAAUGCUAUAAACUUGAGAAGCUGUAUUUGAAAAAGUGACACAAUAUAAAAUCUGUAAAGAAAAGGAAAUGAAAGUAUUGCGAAUAUGUAAAGGAAGCUAAACUAGAUAAAGAAAUGAUGAAAAAUGAGCUAAGAGAAUCAUUGCUUUUGCACUCAUUACAAAAUUUAAAAGUUAGUAGGUUUUAA
Molecule: messenger RNA, 369 nt
Organism: Blepharisma stoltei
Lineage: Eukaryota; Ciliophora; Heterotrichea; Heterotrichida; Blepharismidae
Source: the annotation of a GenBank genome assembly